AUGUCCGUUACCCACAGUCUGCCGAAAGCGAUAACAGAAGAUGCAUUUGCCUCCAUAUUCGUCCCGCGCACACGUGGACAGAAGGCAUCCGAUAUCAUCUCUACCCUGUCCAGAACGGUCGAAGAACUGGAGCAGCCCAUGUCCAAGCUCGGACUUGGCGGUCAGCACGAGAUGGAGGGCGACAGCAUGCACAAGAUCGACUUCAAGCACCCGGACGGCACCGAGUCCAGCGUCUACGUGCAGCUGAACGCCAUGUCCGGCCAGUUCCUCCCGUUCCGCCCACCACCGCUGCCCGAGGUAGAGGGCACGAACGCAGAGGCCGCGGCUGAAACCGGCGUCGAGGACGUCGUAGACGAGGCCGCUCCCCACCACCGUGUAUACAAGGCCGUCUUCACCAUCGAGGAGACGACCGACACCGACGGUCAGAUCAAGGUCAUGGCCCACAGCCCGCAGCUGAUCGAGGAGCAGGCCGAGCCCCGCAGCUUCCUGGAGCGGAUGGCGCAGCGCCAGCUCCGGUUUGAGGAGGGCAGGGAGAGCAGGCAUCAGGACACGAUGCUGGCGCUCAGCGUGCUGAGGCGGCGGAAGCUGAGGAUGAAGAAGAAGAAGUACAAGAAGCUGCUCAAGAGGACGCGCAACGAGCGUCGGAAGCUCGACAGGAACUAG
This is a messenger RNA of Phaeoacremonium minimum UCRPA7, 663 nucleotides long. RefSeq names its product putative duf1713 domain-containing protein. The transcript has a single exon. Gene Ontology annotation, cellular component: mitochondrion. NCBI's taxonomy places the organism in Eukaryota, Fungi, Ascomycota, Sordariomycetes, Togniniales, Togniniaceae. Gene Ontology annotation, biological process: mRNA processing. The record is from RefSeq and is a predicted model, not a curated record. The coding region runs from base 1 to 663 and encodes 220 amino acids.